Messenger RNA from Gastrolobium bilobum, 423 nucleotides. RefSeq names its product high mobility group B protein 10-like. Gene Ontology annotation, molecular function: DNA binding. NCBI's taxonomy places the organism in Eukaryota, Viridiplantae, Streptophyta, Magnoliopsida, Fabales, Fabaceae. The transcript has 3 exons. The record is from RefSeq and is a predicted model, not a curated record. The coding region runs from base 1 to 423 and encodes 140 amino acids.
AUGCAAGGCAAGGAGCAGAAGAUUGAUCCAUCUCCAUCAGAGACCCAAGUCAAGGGCUUUCAAAGCUUUGUCAGAACCAAUGUAAGUGCUGGUGGGUCCCAUGGAAAACAAUGUUAUUCGGAUGACUCAGAAAGCUUCUACAUCAAACUCACUGAGUUGUUAGACUCCUCUGGACUGACUCUAAUUUUCAAUGCCCGAGAAACAUUGUUGGACUUGUACCUGUUUUACUUGGAGGUGACCAGAAGAGGAGGAUAUCACCAGGUUGGUCGAGAAAAGAAAUGGGGUGAAGUUGUCUCUGCCUUAAAAUUGGAAGGCAGUAAUGUGAAGUUAUCUGCUCAAGUUGAAAAGCUCUAUGCACAUCUUCUUUACCAAUUCGAGCAAUUGUACUUCUAUAGGAGUCCUGCAAAUCAAGCUGGAGGUUAA